Messenger RNA from Amaranthus tricolor (Joseph's coat), 1230 nucleotides. RefSeq names its product cyclic dof factor 4-like. NCBI's taxonomy places the organism in Eukaryota, Viridiplantae, Streptophyta, Magnoliopsida, Caryophyllales, Amaranthaceae. Gene Ontology annotation, biological process: regulation of DNA-templated transcription. The transcript has a single exon. The record is from RefSeq and is a predicted model, not a curated record. Gene Ontology annotation, molecular function: DNA-binding transcription factor activity; DNA binding. The coding region runs from base 73 to 615 and encodes 180 amino acids.
CCCAAUUACCCAAACAAAAGAAUUUAAAAUUUUUAUACCUUUAAUUUCUCUCUCUUCUUUCUCCCUCUAAGAAUGAUGGGUGAAAUCAAAUUGUUUGGCCAAACAAUUGUGUUACAAGUUAAGCAAGAAAAUAAAGAAGAAUUAUCAUACAAAAAGGAUAAUCAUGAUCAAGAUCAAUCAAGUGAUGAUCAAUCAAGUAGUGAAGAUAAAAACAACAAUUUAAUCAAUAAAAGACCAGAUAAGAUCAUUCCUUGCCCAAGAUGCAAAAGUAUGGAGACUAAAUUUUGUUACUUCAACAAUUACAAUGUUAAUCAACCUAGACACUUUUGCAAAGGUUGUCAGCGUUAUUGGACCGCCGGCGGGGCUCUCCGUAAUGUCCCAAUUGGUGCUGGUCGCCGGAAAAUUAAGCCGCCGGGAAGAACCGGCAACUUGUUUUCCGGUAUAUGUUUACUUGAAGGGAUGAAUAUGGAGCGAUUUGAAAUGAUGAAUGAUGGUAUGGAUAUGGUGGUUGAUGAAUGGAAACUUACUGCUGCCAUGGCUGCCGCCGGUAGUGGUUUUAAUCAUGGCUUUCAAGUUAAGCGGAGGAGAAAUGAGUCUACUGGUCAAACUUGUUGACUUUUGAGGUUUUAUUAUUCACAAAUUUUUAAAUUAGACAGUCUGAUGGUAAGACAAUCUUUAUUGAGUUGGUAUGUAUAUUUAGUUUAUUAAAAUAAUCACCUAUGAUUUUAAAGUGAUUAAUUAGAAAAAUAGGUUAAUUAAUAUAUAGGCUCAUUUCAUGGUGAGACGGUCUCAUACAAAGCAGCAAAUUGAUUAUUAUUACUCCACUUGUUUAAUUUAUUAGUCACACCUUGACAAAAAGCUCUUAUGAGUUAUGACUAAGAUUGAAUUGUGAUAAAUAAAGUGAAAUAGAUGGAGUAUUAUUUUACAUUUAGGUUACUUUUACUUUGUAUGUGUAGAUCAAUAAUUUGGAAGGGUAAAAAGAAAUGAGGGGCACAAAUUAUGGAGAUUAUUAUUGUUAAUGAAUUUUUGGUGUAAAUAUAAUUAAUUAGCCUUGGUUUGAAAAAUAAAAAAGAUUAGGCUUUGGAUUAAUCUCUUUUAUUUCUAGUUUUAUCCCAAAUGUGUGUAUAUUUUUUAUGAUUUUAUUGAAAAUAAUUUGUUGUAAAAUUUUCAUUUCUUAGGAGUUUUCUUUCGUAAAUUUUAACAUUGAUAGUAUGUCAUUCAUAUUGAUUC